AUGGAUCCUUCACAGAUCACGGUCCCUCCUCUGAAGGACCUCACGAUUGAUAAUAUCACUGAGAAUACCAUUCUAAUCAACUCGCAAUGUCCUGAUGCCCGCAUGAAGUUUGUUAUGGACCGACUUGUUACCCAUCUACAUGAUUUUGCCCGCGAGACCAGACUAAGCACCCAGGAGUGGAUGACCGGCUUGCUCUUCUUGACGGAGGUGGGCAAGAUGUGCACUGAUGUCCGACAGGAAUUCAUCCUUCUCUCCGACGUCCUCGGUCUCUCUCUGCUCAUCGAUGCCAUUGACCACCCCAAACCCCCCGGCUCCACCGAAGGCACCGUCCUCGGCCCCUUCCACACGCACGACGCCGAACACCUGGACUCUGGCGACCAGCUCUCCCACGACCCCGAGGGCGAGCCUCUUCUCGUCACCUGCACCGUCACGGACACCUCAGGCAAUCCGAUCGAGGGCGUCAAGGUCGACAUCUGGGAGACCGAUUCGACGGGCCACUAUGACGUGCAGCACCCCAAUCGCACCAAGCCGGAUGGUCGAGGUGUGCUGCAUAGCGAUGCCCAGGGUGCUUUCUGGUUUAAAGCUAUCAAACCCGUCCCGUAUCCAAUUCCACAUGACGGACCGGUGGGGAAAAUGCUGACGCUGCUGAAACGCCAUCCCUAUCGACCGGCACACAUGCAUUUCAUGUUUGAAAAGCCAGGGUUCGACCAUCUGAUAUCCUCCCUCUUCCUCCGUGGUGACCCGUUUGAAAGCUCCGAUGCUGUUUUUGGAGUCAAAUCAUCCCUCGUCGUGGACACCACCACCGUUACAGACCCUGAAAUGGCUGCUAAAUACGGUGUUCCCCUUGAAACUGCCCUGAUCACACAUGAUUUUGUUCUCGUGUCUGAAGAGGACACGAAGAAUCUAAGAGACAAAAAUUCCACCGAAGCUCUGUCUAAACUGGGCCAGAAGGUUAGGAUUGUGAAUGGACUACCUGUUCCUGAUCUGGAUUAA
Molecule: messenger RNA, 993 nt
Organism: Ophidiomyces ophidiicola
Lineage: Eukaryota; Fungi; Ascomycota; Eurotiomycetes; Onygenales; Onygenaceae
Exons: 3
Coding region: 1-993 (330 amino acids)
Biological process (GO): catechol-containing compound metabolic process
Molecular function (GO): ferric iron binding; catechol 1,2-dioxygenase activity
Source: RefSeq, a predicted model, not a curated record